Messenger RNA from Zingiber officinale, 2124 nucleotides. RefSeq names its product calcium-dependent protein kinase 28-like. Gene Ontology annotation, molecular function: calmodulin binding; calcium/calmodulin-dependent protein kinase activity; calcium-dependent protein serine/threonine kinase activity. Bases 415 to 1914 code for a protein of 499 amino acids. The record is from RefSeq and is a predicted model, not a curated record. Lineage: Eukaryota; Viridiplantae; Streptophyta; Magnoliopsida; Zingiberales; Zingiberaceae. The transcript has 7 exons. Gene Ontology annotation, biological process: protein autophosphorylation; peptidyl-serine phosphorylation; intracellular signal transduction. Gene Ontology annotation, cellular component: nucleus; cytoplasm.
CUAUGGUUUUGAAGGAAGAAGGAAAGCAGAAAAAGAAAAACCAUUUAAAAGUAAUAAAUGGAAAUUUUCCAUGUUCUUGUCGCCGCCAAUUGGAGCGGCGAGGCUGCCCCUUUCUCUCUGUUCUUUCUUUGACUCCGUCGCUCCAGUCUCCUUCAACUAUGCCCUUCCCUAGUCCCUUCCUCCCCCCAUCCUUCCUGGCUCUCUCCUGGUCAUCUUAGUCUCUUCUGUUUCUCUUUGAUUUAUCUGAGGACGGUUUAAAAUCUCCUAGGAAUAGCUCACAAUCGCCUGGACUCCCGGGGAAAAUUAACAAAGAUGGAAUUUUGCUGAUGCAAACCCUGUAAAAAUCGAAUCUUUCUGUGUAGGAAUCAUCCUUCAGGCCCCAAGAUUUGGACUUUGCAACCGGUACCAUCACCGAUGAGCCAGCCUUCGGUCAAUCCUCCUCCCCAUCGCUCCUCCAAGCCCGCCUCCGUCCUCCCGUACAAGACCGCCAAUCUGCGGGACCAUUACCGCAUCGGCAAGAAGCUAGGGCAGGGGCAGUUCGGCACCACGUACCUGUGCGUCGACAAGAAUGAUGGCAAGGAGUACGCGUGCAAGUCCAUCCCCAAGCGCAAGCUUCUCUGCCGCGAGGACUACGAGGACGUGUGGCGCGAGAUCCAGAUCAUGCACCAUCUCUCGGAGCACGCCAAUGUGGUCAGGAUCAAGGGUACCUACGAGGACGCGCUCUUCGUGCACCUGGUGAUGGAGCUGUGCGCGGGCGGGGAGCUCUUCGACAGGAUCAUCCAAAAAGGGCAUUACAGCGAGAGGAAAGCAGCGCUGCUGAUGAAGACCAUCGUAGGAGUCGUCGAGGCAUGCCACUCGCUCGGGGUGAUGCAUCGCGAUCUCAAGCCGGAGAACUUCCUGUUUGCCAGCACCGAUGAGGAUGCGGCACUUAAAGCGACGGAUUUUGGCCUAUCCGUGUUCUAUAAGCCAGGUGAUACCUUCUCUGAUGUUGUUGGAAGCCCAUAUUAUGUUGCACCUGAGGUAUUGAGGAAGCUUUACGGACCAGAAUCAGAUGUGUGGAGUGCAGGUGUCAUCUUGUACAUUUUGUUGAGCGGGGUGCCACCUUUCUGGGCUGAAACCGAAGCAGGGAUUUUCAGACAAAUAUUACAAGGUCAUUUGGAUUUUGAAUCUCAACCGUGGCCGGGUAUUUCUGAUAGUGCAAAGGAUCUAAUAAGAAAUAUGCUUAAUAGAGACCCAAGGAAGAGAUUUACAGCACAUCAAGUUCUUUGUCACCCGUGGAUCGUUGAUGACAAAGUUGCACCUGAUAGACCAUUGGACUCUGCCGUGCUAUCACGUCUUAAGCAGUUCUCUGCUAUGAACAAGCUCAAGAAGAUGGCGCUACGGGUUAUCGCUGAAAGCCUCUCUGAAGAAGAGAUCGGUGGUCUAAAAGAGUUGUUCAAGAUGAUCGACAUGGACAACAGUGGAACCAUAACAUUUGAUGAACUGAAAGAGGGUUUAAAAAGAGUGGGAUCCGAACUCAUGGAAUCUGAGAUACAGGCACUCAUGGAUGCGGCUGAUAUCGACAAAAAUGGCACAAUAGACUAUGGUGAAUUCCUCGCAGCAACGGUUCACAUGAAUAAGCUGGAGAGAGAAGAAAACCUGAAAUCAGCAUUCUCAUAUUUCGAUAAAGACGGAAGUGGUUACAUAACAAUUGAUGAACUUUCACAAGCAUGUAAAGAAUUUGGUCUCGACGACAUUCACCUUGACGAGAUGAUUAAGGAAGUUGAUCAGGAUAAUGAUGGGCAAAUAGAUUACAGUGAAUUCACAGCGAUGAUGAGAAAAGGCAAUGGAGGAAUUGGAAACGGAGGUGUUGGAAGGAGGACCAUGAGAAACAGCAUAAACUUUAAUCUGGGUGAUGCCUUCAAGACUACUUAAUUAGAGGUGAAUAUAUGGAUUUAGUGUGAAAUUGAAAAUGAGGUGAUGCCAUUAUACAAGGUUUAGUGACUGAGAACGAGUUUAUUUAUAUCAAUCUCUAAUGAGUUUAUCAGACUCCAAGAAUCGUUUUGGAUGAACAUUUUAUCUGUAGUUCCUUGAGUAAGCUUCAGAGAAGGUCAUCUGUACUUAUCGCACUAUGUCUUUUAUAGA